UGUAGAUCUUGUAUUGCAUUUUUUUUUUUACUUGGAUAUAAUGGAAUCGUCUUUACGUGAUCAAGUCCGUGAAUAUAUAACAGAAUUUUCAGAUAAUGUGAGGAAAUAUUUUUUAUCUUUAUCAGCAAUAGCCGAAAAUGCCACUAUAGAUAAAUCGAAUAGUCCAAAACAGAUCGUGGAACAGAUGGCAAUUAUUGACAAGAAAUUACAAGAGGCUGUUAAGCAUAUCGAAAGUCAUCAAAUUCGUCAACAACAAAUAAUUAAAGUGCAAGAAGAAAUUCAACAACAUAACAUUGCUUUAUUAGAAAUUAUUCAAAAACUUGGAUCUGUACGCGAUGAGCUGGAUCUCUCUUUAGAAAAAGCCAAAACCGAAUUAAAAGCAAUGAAAUAUGCAACAGACUCCAAUGUGCAAUUUACAGACGUAUUAGCUUAUGCUUCUAAAUUAUCAAAAUAUACCUCGGCACCACCUAAUUUUGAUAAUACUAAUAUUAAAGUCGAUUUUGAAAAACCAUACCCUGAUGAAGAGAGGAUGCGUCGUGGAUUACUCUAUUGGCAAAACGCAUCUCAACAACGAACAGAAGAAAAAUUUGAAAGCUCAGACAGUGAGGCUUCAUCUAAUGAAGAAAUGGAAGAAAUUCAUAUUAAUAAACAGGCUGAAGAUGCAGACGGAGACCCAUUCUGGAUUCUAGACUUGAAUCCUGAUAUGCAACCAUGAAUGAGGAAAUAUGAGAUUUUUAAUAACAAUAAAAACUAGUUCUCUUAUAAACAUUAUU
This is a messenger RNA of Cokeromyces recurvatus, 773 nucleotides long. Its product is annotated as vitamin-D-receptor interacting mediator subunit 4-domain-containing protein. Gene Ontology annotation, molecular function: transcription coregulator activity. Lineage: Eukaryota; Fungi; Mucoromycota; Mucoromycetes; Mucorales; Mucoraceae. The coding region runs from base 41 to 715 and encodes 224 amino acids. The record is from RefSeq and is a predicted model, not a curated record. The transcript has 4 exons. Gene Ontology annotation, cellular component: mediator complex; core mediator complex. Gene Ontology annotation, biological process: regulation of transcription by RNA polymerase II.